AUGGCGGAAAAGUCGAGGAAGGCCUCAGGAGACGGUAACGGUGUAGUUAUAGAUCCUAGCGAUAAAGAAACAACAGACAGUGCUAUUACAAAUGGAAAAAGCAAAGUUCCAGCUGAUAUGGAUGAGUCCGAUUGUUUCGGAAGGCCUGGCUCACAGAUUGAUGAUAAAGUUAUAUUCAAAAAUAAAUUCGGAGAAAGUGUUGCGGCAAUUCCAGUGAUUGUAGACUUCAACCGCGUACUGCAACUCAAACAUUUUGGUAAAAACGAAGGAGUUAUUUCUGGGGUAUCAAAUCGGGACCUUCUCCAUGCUGUAGCAGGAGUGUAUGAUAUUUCUCUACCUGACAUGGACACAGAAACUAUAUAUUCCACUGUUUGUGCACGAUGGUCUCGUACUAUCGUUCUAGUACAAGAUAUCAAGGAUGCAGUUGAUGACACAACUGAGCGAAAUAUCAAACGAAGAAGCAGAAAAGACAAGAAUAAGGACAAAGACAAGGACAAGGAAAGUGUAGGAGAGGAGAGAAACUGGAAGAGAAAAGUUGAUGAGACGAACGAUACCUACAGAGAGGAGGAAGUGACAGACAGAUUUAGUGCUUUUGUUGACAUAUUUAGUGACACAGAUGAGGAAAGUGAGGAAGAAGAGAAUGAGUUGGAGGGAGAGGAAAGUGAGGAUGAAGAUUUCACAAAAGGAAUCAGUACCUUUCUGGCUGAUGCAACUCGGCGGCAGAAGCAACGAGAAGCCUGUGAUGGCAUUAUUGCUCCAUCAAUGAUUGGUAUUGAAAAUAGACUGCUUGCAUGUGCUACAUUUGAGAAGAAAUAUGUUGACCACAAAGACAGGGUUAUACACUUGACUUUGAUAAGUGUCAGGCCGCGGUAUCGAAUGUUCAAGCUGGGAUGUUAUUUGUUGUCUAAAUGUGUCCUGCCAUCAGUUGUUGGCCAGCAUGAAGCUGUCGUGGUACACGCCGAUAAUUCUGCUGUUGGAUUCUUUCGCAAGUUUGGAUUCAGUGAUGACAUCAUCCUCAACAGUCGAUGGAGCCAACUUGCAGAGGCUUUCACAAACUGUACACUGAUGAGCUAUCUGCCUGCAUUUACAUCUCAUGCAUUACUGCACACAGAGGCCACUAAGGACCAUAACCUAGAGCUGUAUGACCUGGAUAAGGAAAUGGAAGCUUGGCAGAAGAAAAGUAGAGAAGCUUACCUUGGACAAAUGUGUUGUAUGAUGAGAUACCGUAACGAGAUACUACAGCUAAAACAUAUU
Messenger RNA from Candidula unifasciata, 1254 nucleotides. The record is from the annotation of a GenBank genome assembly. Lineage: Eukaryota; Metazoa; Mollusca; Gastropoda; Stylommatophora; Geomitridae.